AUGGAGCUGCUGUCCACGCCCCACAGCAUCGAGGUCAACAACAUCACCUGUGACUCCUUCCGCAUCUCCUGGGCCAUGGAGAACAGUGACCUGGAGAGGGUCACCCAUUACUUCAUUGACCUUAACAAGAAGGAGAACAAGAACUCCAACAAGUUCAAGCACCGGGAUGUCCCCACCAAGCUUGUGGCCAAGGCCGUGCCACUGCCCAUGACAGUAAGAGGCCACUGGUUCCUGAGCCCCCGCACAGAGUACAGCGUGGCCGUGCAGACGGCCGUGAAGCAGAGUGACGGGGAGUACCUGGUGUCCGGCUGGAGCGAGACGGUUGAGUUCUGCACCGGGGAUUAUGCCAAGGAGCACCUGGCCCAGCUGCAGGAGAAGGCCGAGCAGAUCGCAGGCCGUAUGCUCCGCUUCUCCGUCUUCUACCGCAACCACCACAAGGAGUACUUCCAGCACGCCAGGACCCACUGCGGGAACAUGCUGCAGCCCUACCUGAAGGACAACAGCGGCAGCCAUGGCUCCCCAACCAGCGGCAUGCUCCACGGGGUCUUCUUCAGCUGCAACACAGAGUUCAACACUGGCCAGCCUCCUCAGGACUCCCCCUACGGUCGCUGGCGCUUCCAGAUCCCUGCCCAGCGCCUUUUCAACCCCAGCACCAACCUCUACUUUGCGGACUUCUACUGUAUGUACACAGCUUACCACUAUGCCAUCCUGGUGCUGGCCCCUAAGGGCUCCCUGGGGGACCGCUUCUGCCGUGACCGCCUGCCCCUCCUGGACAUUGCCUGCAACAAGUUCCUGACCUGCAGCGUGGAGGAUGGGGAGCUGAUCUUCCGCCAUGCCCAGGACCUCAUCCUGGAGAUCAUCUAUACCGAGCCCGUUGACCUGUCCCUGGGCACCCUGGGGGAGAUCAGCGGGCACCAGCUUAUGAGCCUAUCCACUGCUGACGCCAAGAAAGACCCCAGCUGCAAGACCUGCAACAUCAGUGUGGGCCGCUAG
Callorhinus ursinus (northern fur seal) is the source of this 993-nucleotide messenger RNA. It is a transcript of the gene PHYHIP, whose product is annotated as phytanoyl-CoA 2-hydroxylase interacting protein. NCBI's taxonomy places the organism in Eukaryota, Metazoa, Chordata, Mammalia, Carnivora, Otariidae. Gene Ontology annotation, cellular component: cytoplasm. The record is from RefSeq and is a predicted model, not a curated record. Gene Ontology annotation, molecular function: protein binding.